AUUUUUUGUCUGCUAAAAGCGCCACACGUCUUCUUGCAUUGACAGCCGAGAAACAAGCACCGUCUAAUAUAUCUCUUUUUCUUCCGCCUUGCAGUUUGAGUCGAACUGUCACUGGUGGCUAGACACGGGGCUAGUGCUAGAGUGUAGUCUUUCUGAGGUUCGGUGGUGACCUUCUCUCCAUUUUCGUAGCGUGCUCGUUUGUCUUACUUGAUUCGACGUCCUCUAAGAUUUUCCUGAGUUUCUGUCACUUCUUUUCAAAGCUUGCAUCCCUUGAAAGCGCCUGGUGGCGAAUUAUUUCCCCCCGAAUGUGACGAGUGAGUGUUUAGUCGGGUCUGGCAACUGUCCCCAUUUGUCAAAAAAACUCGUUUCAACAGCCGUUCGUGUAAAGCUGUUCUUCUCGAGAGUGUAUAAGCCUCCCUGGUAUUUCGGGAACAUCGAUAUCACCGACGGACUUUCCUCGCUGUUGAUAGCCAUGGAACGAACACUCAGUUGAUGGCGAGUUCGCAUCCAGAGACGCGCGAGUUUUCGCCGUAGGUAUGGUGAUUCGUCCGGGAAAAGGGAAAGUUCCCUUGAGACAUUUGUGGUGUCUUUACCUGUCGUUCUAAAACCAAGGAUCGCCGAAUGUGAACGUUUUCGGUCGUUCGUCUCUUGAAAGUUCCCUUGGGUGCGUGCACUGUCUACACGGAAACUGAAAGACUCUUUCCACGUUUUCACACAGGAAGAUACACAGGAAGAUCCAGAAAAGCCAGAUCACAUGUUUCGACAGUUUCUGCCGUCCGCUGCGACUGCACGGCGCUUGGUUUUCGCAUUCGUUUCGUCUUGGGGUGUGGCAGUGUUGGUGCCUGACAAAACCUGUCACAGCGCCUUCUGUGACUCUUCCAACAAGUGCACACCACGCCAGCUUGCUAUGCUCUUUCAGGCCAAUGCCGCGUUUCCGUGAAUGUACCGUUGUAAGAGUGCGGAAAACGACGCGCCACUUGUGUGUCGGCCACUGUUCCUGCCCCUCGAUUGUGGAGGUUCGACUGUCCUUCUUCAAGGCAAAAAUCAUUAUCAAGAAUUAAGCCACGGGCUUCCUUCUGUUUAGGGUUUAGGGGCCCAACUUUUAUGGUGAACAGUUUUGGAACGGGCAGAGAAGGCUUCUCUCUUGAGGCUUUCUUCGUCCAUCCAACAUGCGUGUCCACUUUCUCAGAGUGCAGAGAAUCGCCCCCGUCGUCCAACUCAUCUCGAAUGUUCUCCCCGAGAAAGGUCGUAUGUGAAGCCUAGGAGUCGCAUGCCGACACUUCUAUGUUUUCUGUGUUUUCCACGUCUUCUUUGUCUCUGUUUUCCGCUUUUUGGCGUCUCUUUCCCGUAACUCUCGGUGCACAGUUAUGGCAUACCCGUAGAUCGAUCCCAGAAUUUGAGCAUCCAGAAACGAGCUGCCACUCUGUCUGCGCCCGAGUCCACACUUCUCGUUUUUUUCAACACACAUCAGCGAGAGGAGCUAUAACAUCUAAAAGUCUCUUUACAUCGAUGAAGGCCUUUUCAAGGAACUCCAAACUCGCUUCUCAGCGCUUCGCUGAAGGUGGCAAGCCGACAGAGGCGGCGCACUUCAGCUCUUGCGAGGGAGAACGCUUUUUCUCUAGUCAUCUUGAAGAGAACACUCUAUCUGCGAUUUCCAGCGUGGCAAGCUGCGACCCUCGUGUAGACAAGGCCUCGGUUCUCAGGAAAGAGAACUUUGACGUGUUGCAUGAAUCUGAUAAAAAGAGGCUGUCGGCUGUAAGGUGGUUUAAAGAACACUUUGACAUAUCUCGUGAAUAUGAUAAAAGGAGUCUCGUAUCUGUAGGAUGUUUCAAGGAAAACUUUGACAUGUCCCAUGAAUCUGGUAAAGUGCGACCAUCUUCCGUAAGAUGUUUCAAAAAAACAUUUGGCGUAUCCCAUGAAUCUGAUAAUAAGACCGUCUCGUCCUUUAGAAGAAACUUCGCCAUAUCCCCGCAAUGUGGAGAAGGAACCGUUUCUCCUUUAACUUUUGUCGGAACGAAAAGCGACUGUUCCAGGCAAGAGACGACGGGUCUAAACGCGCAUUCAUUUGAAGCUGAGAAUCAAAGUGGAGAUGACUUUUUCGCUGUUCUUUCACACCGGCGAGAUGAGACGUGGGAGACCACGCAAGUGUGUAUGAGGGAACACUGUGGAGAACGGCUUUACGGAAAAGAGGGUACUGCCUUUUCCCGAACUUCUUCUGGGGAUUUGGAAUUCUUUUUGCCCACAAGUGUAAACAAACAUGAAGGGGAGGCUCCAAACUCUGCGAUGCAGAAGGCCCGUCAACUCCGAGAGGAAAUUUCUCAUGUGGAGAUGUCUCGAUGCUUAGGGGGUGGUGACGAAGAGACUCUGGUCUCGCGUCUGAAACACGAAACUUCUGUAGACCUUCGACCUCCGAGAACAGAAGAGAAGCCAAAGCAACUGAAAGCGAGUUGCGUUCCUGGCACCUGUCGCGAAGAGAAAGAACGGAAACACGUUUCGACGUCGACUCCUGAGUCACACCAUCCCAUCCUCGUUUUCCCGGUACCGUUCCACGCAUCGCUGGACGCGAGGGAGGUUUGCGAACGUGGAGGUCUGGCGUCCAACCGCACUGAGGAGGAAGAGAAACAACUGAAGAAGUUGCUCAUGUCGAGGAACGAAGCCUUGGGGAGGCGCGUGACGGUUCUGAAAGCGAACCUCGAGACGAAGGAAGCCACCAUCGCAAAGCUCCUGGCGCGGUGCAGACGACGCGAGCAGGAGCUAGAGCGAGUCAGGGCGAUGCUGCUGCCGAUUGUUGAGGAGAAUGUGAAACUCGCAGGAGAGAUCGACACACGAAAACAGCAAACGGGGGGAAAGGAUGAGUACCUCGCCGCGCUCAGAGACGCGAUCAAAGCCCACGUUGCGUCAUUUCUGAAAGGGGAAUCAGAGGCGCCGCAGGACGUGCGUACCGCACAAGGCCCGAGACAAGGGAUUGAGAGAGACAGGGGGAGGGCGAACGUCGGGCUCUCGAGGUGCCUGGGAAGCGAGAGAGAAAGCGAGGAACGGGAUAGACAAGAAGAGAGGGUCCAUGGGAGAAGGACAAAACGCGCAUUUGUCUGCGGCGUUUUCGACGAGACAGAAAGCGACGACGGAGCAGGUGUGCCUGUCGCAUUUCGUCUCGACUCCCGCGACUCCACAAGUGAGGAAGAAGGGGCAUCCGAGGCAUCCGAGAAGCCGGGAGGUGUCCAGAAACGUCUGCCUUCUUCGGAAAAUAAGAGCAAAAAUCCGCAGCGACAGUGGUGGUGGAUGGACGAUAAAGACGACGACUGCGACACAGAAGUGACGCGCGAGAGAAGUGAGACAAAGGACGGCCCGUCUGGAACAACUUCGGAGUUCGUCGCGUUCCUCAGAGGGCGCAAGAUCGUGGAAGAGACAGUACAAAGACGCAGGCAGGGACGGAGGGACUCGUUUUUCAGCGCGCGCAGGAAGGUUGGAUUUUUGGAGGCGCUGGUGGAAAAAAUUCAGGAAAAUCCGUUCUCUGGAUCUAAACGGGAAACCCACGAGUGGCUGAUGAACUGGCUAGUGAAACAAUAUCGCAGGACCGGCUCCACGCCCACAGAGUCUCGCAGCUUUGCUGGCAGUCGCGCCACCUCGCGGGAAGGAAACGAAGAAAAAGAGAAAAGAGGAACGAAAGAGAAGAUGGAAGAAGAGGAGAGGAAGAGAAUAGGCAAGUGUGGGGUCGAGACUGAGCUACCGGGAGAGAGCGACGAAGAAAUGGAGGAGGAACACACCAAGGCCGCCCACUUACUCCAGCCGAAUGCCUGGUGGAUGUGCUCAGCUGUGGCGGUGCAUAGCCAGGAUGUUUAAAAAUUUGCGGGUAUCAACGAGCGUUUCAAAGGACAGUAAAAUAAUCACAUUUGAAGACCGUCGUCCCUGUAGACUUUCUGCAACCAUUGAAACCCCACAUGCAAAGCGUGUAUAUUUACACACACAUAUACAUAAUAUAUUCAUGUGUGUAAAUACAUGCAAACAUGUGUCUCUGUGCGUAUGUUUAUAUAUAACGGUCGUAAGGUACGCCGGGGAUAACAGGUCAGAUAAUAUUGGGAGUUCUAAUCCUCGGAUUGUAUCAGCACCUCCAUGUCGGCUCAUUACUCCCUUGUUAUUGAACAAGAUUCAGUUAGGAACGAUAAUUCACUGUCGGAUGUAAUACGUGAGCUGGGGUUAAGAACGUCAGGAGACAGUUUGUCCCCGAUCUACCAUUUAAACUUGUGUAUAUAUAUAUAUAUACAGCAGAACUACAAUGAAUGUAACGGUACAAGCUGUAAACAAAGGACUCCUUAACUUAAACUGAGGAGUCAAGUGGGUACAAACCGUAUAAGGAUUAAUUAUGUCCAUUUGUGCAUCUUAAGUUGAUACUCGGUUAUAUAUAGAUAUAUGUAUAUGUGCAUGUAUAAAUAUGCAUAAAUACACAAAUAUAUAUAUAUAUAUAUGUACGUAUGUAUGUAUAUAUGUAUGUAGGGUUAGGUAAAUAUGUUGGACGAGUCCAGUAGUUCUCCAACGGUGGCGUGGUUAUACUUCUUAACCCGGCAACACACACUUGCCUGGUUUUCUGAUUCUUCUCAACCAUUUCUGUUUUCUUUUUCUGGGUUGCAGUCGAGUGUGACCAGGGGGGGUUCUGCGUGGGCGACAGGGAUACACCGGCAGGAGCGUUUCUUGGUUCCACACCAGGGUGUCUUUCAGGGCCGUGAUGACACGGUUUCCAACUACUUAACUGUUCCGGUUUCCCUAGAUGCUUUCACACCUUCUGAUUCCCGCUCUCUAAAAUACCGUCUCAUUGGCGCUUCUCAGCUUUCUGCAGGUACGAAGCAGGAAUGGGGUGGCGCUUAGGUUCCAGUGUUUUUAGAAUUGAACUUAGAAUCCAGUUUCCUUCCUUUCAUGGAGCUUGCAGUGCAGAAGGACAUAUCGCGGUUGAAGUGAUCGAUGAAGCCAUUCGAGAACGAAA
Molecule: messenger RNA, 4975 nt
Organism: Toxoplasma gondii ME49
Lineage: Eukaryota; Apicomplexa; Conoidasida; Eucoccidiorida; Sarcocystidae
Exons: 2
Coding region: 1285-3840 (851 amino acids)
Source: RefSeq, a predicted model, not a curated record